This is a messenger RNA of Alternaria viburni, 342 nucleotides long. RefSeq lists its product as uncharacterized. The coding region runs from base 1 to 342 and encodes 113 amino acids. NCBI's taxonomy places the organism in Eukaryota, Fungi, Ascomycota, Dothideomycetes, Pleosporales, Pleosporaceae. The record is from RefSeq and is a predicted model, not a curated record. The transcript is spliced from 2 exons.
AUGGAGGCGCUUGCCCUUGACGAUCUAGGCAUGCCACCUCAAUGCUUCAAGUUGGUGUUCAACGGGCAGCCAAUACCUGCGAGGAGCGCCGAAGUGUUCAAGAUCGUGCAACGAGAUGCUGCAUGGCAGACGGUAUUCGAAGAGCAUCGCGCAGAUCAUCACAACAAGAUGAGCUGGUUCGAAACGAGGCGCAACGCCGGCUACCAGAUGAGAGGAUUUCCGGAAGCUCUCGCUGCGAUUGCUGACGAUACGUCCAUCGCUGCUCAGGGAUGGUCAAUGAAGGAAUGGGAGGAGCAAUGGAGUAAGCACGAACCUCGUACCUUUGAUGCUCAGGCGCCAUGA